Messenger RNA from Metarhizium acridum CQMa 102, 816 nucleotides. Lineage: Eukaryota; Fungi; Ascomycota; Sordariomycetes; Hypocreales; Clavicipitaceae. The record is from RefSeq and is a predicted model, not a curated record.
AUGUGUCUUACCACUGGCGCGUCAAAUGGUCUUGGUUUGGCGCUGUUCCUCUGCAAUCUCCGGGCCGGCCGCAAGGUUAUUAGGACAGUCCACAACAAGACCAAGGACGCUGCCGCCGUAGAGCAGAUCGAAAAUGCUAGAGAUUCCGUGAUUGAAAUGGACAUGACGGAGCCCAAGUCCAGCAUUACAAGCAAAGUCCAAGCCGUCAGCCGAAUCGGCUAUCUCGUCAACAACGCUGGUUACUCUAUCCUGGAUCAUUGUAAGGACGUCACCCGACUCGGAAAGACAAGCGACAACGAAGCCACUCUCCAAAUCAACACCAACUUCUUUGGCCCUCUAUACACGCUCCAGGCGGCUCUCCAGGGAAUGAAAAAUCGAAAUUUUAGCACUAUUUUCAACGUCUUGAGCGUUGCCGCCAGGGAUCUGCUAGCUGCGUGCUCUCUGUACGCUACAUCUAAAGCCGCGCUCGAGGCCGCAUCUGAGUCGCUUGCCAAGGAGGUUGCUCCCCAUAACAUUCGCGUGCUCAUUGUUGAGCCAGGCAACUUCCGUACCAAUUUUUCUAGCGCGCUCUGUAAUUUUAUCCUGGACAUCAUCUUCCUCCAACGGAAUGCAAGUGUUGUGCAAAUCGCUGCCGCCGUCAGAGACGGAAGGGAUCUGUGGGAGAGGCAACAGGAUGCCUUUAUUAGGAUUGGAAAGAAUAAGAACAUGCCCCCGCUUGUGCUUGGAGAGCCGGAGCGUUUUGGCUACAUGAUAGAAGACGUCAGCAGGGUUCACGGAUUAUCCAUGGCAGGCAAGAUUCGACGUCAUGUUGAAUAG